Aricia agestis (brown argus) is the source of this 1358-nucleotide messenger RNA. RefSeq names its product probable RNA polymerase II nuclear localization protein SLC7A6OS (gene fs(2)ltoPP43). The record is from RefSeq and is a predicted model, not a curated record. Gene Ontology annotation, biological process: developmental process. Bases 127 to 1050 code for a protein of 307 amino acids. NCBI's taxonomy places the organism in Eukaryota, Metazoa, Arthropoda, Insecta, Lepidoptera, Lycaenidae. The transcript has 4 exons.
UUUGCAAUUUGCUUGUUAUUUGUGAGAUUGGAUUUUUAAAGAUUAAAUACAAGUUUUGUCGUUCUAGUUGAACGUUAAAUUUCGUAGUACCUAUUCAAUAAUUUUAUCUGUAGGUAGUAAGUCGAAAUGACUUCUACGGUUUUACGUGUUAAGCGAAGACUCGAGGAUAACCCUCAAGAUGCUUUGGUACUUGUUUGCAAGAGAAAAAGAACUGAUGUUGAUGAGGUUUCGCCUUCGUUGUUUGUAUUUCGAGGAAGUGUAAAUAAUCAGGAAACAGGGAAUCUAAAAGAUAUAGUUCCUUCAACCAUCAAAAAGCCCGGGACUUCCAAUGUAACAGAAAUAAUAAGUAAAAUCCGCAAAGAGAAAAGACAAAAAUCUGCUGAAAACCGAUACAAAAUUGUAACUUGCAGUAGAGGCCUGAAAGAGGAAAACGCUGAUGCUGAGAAUAUAUUUGAUUUGGUUGAUUUAGAAAGAAAAUAUGAUGAUGAUGUAGAUGAAAAAUAUAUUUACGACCUAUACACAUCGGCUAAGGAAGACUUUGACAUAUCAAUGUUGGAUGAUUUGGUCUGCAUUGAAAAUUAUGAAACCGAUUUAAUAUUCGGAUCAUACAGAGACAACGGCCUGGAACCAUCUGAUGAGGAGGAUGAUGAGGAUUCCAAUGCUGAGAAUGACUAUAGAAAUGAGUAUCCUGAUACAGAUAACAGCAGUAUCAAUGAGGAAGACAUGAUUAGGGCUAUGGAGAGAGUAGAUCUAGAUGAAUUGUCCAGUGACACAGGAGAAGACAAAAUAUAUGAUGAACCACCGGAUCUGUUCAACGAAGAUGUGAAACGUUACGGUGAAGCCUAUGCCAAAUACAAGGCCAGGGUGAUGAAGGAACAGCCCGAUUUAGUAGACACCAAAGGCUUAGUACACUGUGCAAAGAUAAAAGAGUUGGAUGGCGGCUACAAAGAUGAUAGCGAUGAUGGAUUCUAUUACGGCCAAGAGGAAGAUACAGAACAUUACAGAGAGCAGUACAAGCAUAGCUUAUCAGAUGAGUAUGAAACAGAUUAAAAUAGAGGCGCAUAGGAAAAAUUUAACAGUAUGCAAAUUAUAAUUGCAGUUGAUAAAAAACACUAUGCAAUAAAUUUACAGCGGCAGUUCCUGAGUGCAACACAUUUUAUUGUUUGAGGGAAUUUUUCCUGUUUUUCGGACAACGACCAAACAUUGUAUCCAGGAAUAUGCAUUAUACAAUACUUUUAUACGUAAAAGUGAUUUCAUAAUGUUCCAAUGUUCAUAUCACAUGAGUCAUUAAAUAAACAUCAAUACUAGUAAAAUCCAAAUUUUUCAAAAAAUUUUGACAUUUUUUAUGCCUGGCCCUA